AUGCGAUUGCAUUACCUGAGUUUGUACAAGAUGUUUAAUGCGGUUGCACAAAGAAUUAUAUCCUUACAGAGGAGGUUCUUUUGGGGGAAGGAUGAUGGUAGACUUGGUAUGGCCCUUGUGAAGUGGGAGCUGAUCCAGGCACCAAAGAAGCUAGGAGAAUUGGGGGUGGGUGAUGCGACAUUGCCGAAGAGAGGGGGUCCAUGGAGAGACAUAUGUCAAGUGCAAAUAAGGGAGCAACAUGUCAGGCAGAAGAUGAUUGAUGGCCUUGCUAUGAAAGUAGGAGAUGGAAGAUCCACCAGAUUUUGGGAGGAUACAUGGCUGCAAGUGGAGAAGUUGAAAGACUCCUUUCCGAGACUCUUCUUGAUUUCAAACCAAAAAGGAUCAGUAACUGGGGAGUGUGGGUUCUGGGAUGGGAUAGAGUGA
This is a messenger RNA of Arachis ipaensis, 423 nucleotides long. The record is from RefSeq and is a predicted model, not a curated record. NCBI's taxonomy places the organism in Eukaryota, Viridiplantae, Streptophyta, Magnoliopsida, Fabales, Fabaceae.